This is a messenger RNA of Clunio marinus, 912 nucleotides long. The record is from the annotation of a GenBank genome assembly. NCBI's taxonomy places the organism in Eukaryota, Metazoa, Arthropoda, Insecta, Diptera, Chironomidae.
GAAAGGAACAGAAAUGGUCAACAUACUGAUCAAAAAAUAUACGUUCGUGGUGUUCAAUAUAAUUUCUCUGAUACAUUAUUUUAUCCGAAUUAUAUUUGUUAUGCAAAAUCAUCUAAUCGUUCCUUUUCAAGGUUUUCGAUUUCGAUUGUGACUUUAAUUAGCUCCACGUUUGUGUUGAGCAAUGCACUUGUUCUUGAAUGUGAAUACCAACUAAAAGGUUAUUGGCGGACAAGCACCAUCAUUUAUCAUUGCGACAACGGAAGAAUAAUUUUUGUCGGUGAUCCAAAUAAUGUGACAGAAGUAACUUUGAAUCACGUUGGUGGCAGAAGAAAUGAAGACGUUGAAGCAUUAUUCAUGAAAGAACAUCAAAAUUUAACGUUCUUGCCUCGAAAUAUCAAUCACUUCUUUCCAAAUCUAAAAGCCAUCGCUGUUACAGAAAAUUUAAUUGAGAAGAUACAACAAUCAGACAUCAGCGUUUUUCCGAAAUUAAUACAAUUAGCUUUGUGGUCCAACAGAAUAUCGUCACUUGAUUUCAACCUUUUCCAGAAAAAUCCAAAGUUGCAAACAAUCACUUUCAGUUACAAUCCAUUGCAGCACAUAGGAUAUGACAUAUUCGAUCAUUUGACUGAACUUGAUACGAUUGAUUUUCGAGAUACUUGUCACAAUAUCAGAAUUGAUGGUAAUAGAACCAGAGUUCUCAAUGAGUUGCCUAAUUUUGCCCGAAAUUGUCCACCGACAAUCGAUAUGUUAGAAAAGCAAAUUAUUGGUGGAGAACAUUUUGAACAACAAAUCGCUGCGAAAAUAACUUCCUUGACUAAGGAUAACUUUCAGCUGCGUCAAGAAUUGGCUCAGUUGCGUCAAGAAUUAACUCAGUUAAAAAAUAAAGAACUGGAGAAUACAAACGAAUUGUAA